Molecule: messenger RNA, 1477 nt
Organism: Argiope bruennichi
Lineage: Eukaryota; Metazoa; Arthropoda; Arachnida; Araneae; Araneidae
Product: protein FAM98A-like
Exons: 11
Coding region: 219-1310 (363 amino acids)
Cellular component (GO): tRNA-splicing ligase complex
Source: RefSeq, a predicted model, not a curated record
ACCUUGUGGAGUAUUUUUAUUUUGAAACGCACGAGGGAAAUAAUUUAUUUAUUCCGUCUUGAUGUUUCAAAUGGUGAUGAAAUCAGAAACAUUUGUUAUUAAAGUAUUUUUUACCAGAACAUUCCAUAUCUGAAGUUCAGAUACCAUUAAUUUUCAUUUCGGUAGUAGGUCUCGAAAAAUAAUCCAACGACUAAAGGAAUCCAUCUUAUCUAAUAAUCAUGGACUUCGAUCUGUUAGAUUCUUUAGAUGAUUUGGGGUAUUCAUUAAAAGAUGAUUGUAAAAUAAAGGAUAUUCUUAAAGUUGGUCCCAAAUCUAUUGAGUUCACUCAACUUGUGGAAUGGUUUUCCAAAGAACUUCAGGCUUUACUUGAGAUUGAUUCAUGUGUGAAUGCCAUUACAGAUCCUGAUGAUUCCAGUACAUUUUUAUUGGAAGUCAGUUCUUUUCUAAAGGAAUUAAAAUGCCCAUACAAAGUUUUAGUGAGUGGUCCAAUCAGCCAAAGACUUCUACAUGAAGAAAGUAGAUUAACCUUGCUUGAUUAUUUAUGUACAGAAUUGCAAGCUGCUCGUGUAAUUCACCAUAGAACAAAGAAGAAAAAAGCUCUGGAAAUAGAAAUGGAUGAUAGUACUAUCGCUUCAUCUCUGAAUAAUGUGCAAAAUGUCUUGGGUAUCAAAAUGGGUGAAAAUGAUAAUCUAGUUUCUAUAUUCAAUGAAAUAGAGGAAAAGGUGAAAGAGCACAUUUCUAGUGAUCCAGAUGUUCUUUCAAAGCCUGCCUUAGAAGAAAGUCUUUCUGAAGAACAGUGGGAUUCAUUAAAUGAUUUAUAUAAAGACUUCCUUCAAGAUUAUCAUGUCCGUCGAGAACUACUGUUAACUCGGCUAGAUGUAACCAUUCAAUCGUUCAAAUGGGGUGAUGGAAGCAAAGGAAAAGAAAAUGAGAUCUUAAAAGCUUAUGUCUAUAAAAGAGCAAAGUUAAAGAAAACUCCCUCUGUAAAGUUAUCUGAUGUAUUAUCUGCUAGAGAAAGCAUAUUUAUAAUUGAAAAAACUAGUAGUGAUGAGCUUGUUAAAAACACAAAAUCAUCAUUGAAGCGUUUCCUUAUUGCAGCCGUUCCUGAUAGAGGUGGCCGUCCUAAAGAGCAACAGCCAUAUGUUGAGAUGCCCAAUUGGAAAAAAAGGCAAGGUGGUGGUGGGGGGGGAGGAGGAAGAGGGGAUCACAGAGGAGGUGGCGGUGGCCGCCACGGAGGUCAAAAGAAAUAUAGAGGCUCUAAAGGCGGUGACAAAAAAGGAGGAAAUUUUGAUGCUGCAGGUUCUUAUUGAGCAGCAACCUUUUCCUUUUUUUAAAAAAUUUUCGUUACUGAUAUUUCUUUAAGUUUCAAGGAAUUGAAUAUUUUGAUUUAACAUAGAAGACAGUGUAUUUAUUUUGACUGUUUAUACUGUAUGUUUUGUCUGAAAAUAAAGAUCAAUAAAUUGUUUUAUCCUUGUUA